AUGUCGCCCUCUUGUGGUCGCGCCCGGGACGUGAGCCUGCUUGGUGCUGCCCCUGGCGCUGGCACAGAGCUGUACACCUCCCACUCUCGCUUCUCAUCAUAUUUCUGUGUCUUUGACAACAAGAGGAAACAACGCAUCCUCACAUCCGCGGCAGAGCAGAGCGCGCCCCCUGCUCCGCCGCAGCGGCAGCACGCACGUGCACGCGCACGCACGCACGCGCAUUCCUUUGAGGAGGGCGAGAGCGCACACUCCGCGUCUCCUUCACGGCGCGAUGGCGUGAGCCUGGAUUGCACUAAAACACAGGAGCUGUGCUUUAAGGACCGCGCUGUCAUGGAGCUGCCGCCUCUGCCGCGUGUGCCGCUUCUGCAGCGCGUGCUGUUGCUGUCUCUGCUGUGGACACACGCGCUCUGCGGAUCUCCGAGCGUACAGAUCGGGGGGCUGUUCCCGCGAGGAGCCGACCAGGAAUACAGUGCAUUCCGCGUGGGCAUGGUUCAGUUCGGCAUGGCAGACUUUCGCCUCACGCCUCACAUCGACAACCUGGAGGUCACCAACAGCUUUGCUGUCACCAACUGCUUCUGUUCGCAGUUCUCCCGCGGCGUCUUUGCAAUCUUCGGCUUCUACGAUAAGAAGUCGGUGAACACCAUCACGUCUUUCUGCGAGACGCUGCACGUGUCCUUCAUCACGCCCUCCUUCCCCAUCGAGGGCACCAACCAGUUCGUCCUGCAGAUGAGACCCGACAUCAAAGGCCCCCUGGUGUCGCUGGUGGAGUACUACAAGUGGGAGAAGUUUGCCUAUCUCUACGACAGCGACAGAGGGCUGUCCACACUGCAGGUCAUUCUGGACACUGCAGCCGAGAAGAAGUGGGUGGUGACGGCUAUAAACGUGGGAGAGCUCAAAGACGAAAGGAAAGACGAAGCUUAUCGCUCGCUCUUCCAGGACCUGGAGAUCAGAAAAGAGCGACGGAUCAUCCUGGACUGUGAACAAGACAAAGUCAAAGACAUUCUGGAGCAGGUGAUCACCAUCGGAAGACAUGUCAAAGGAUACCACUACAUAAUCGGCAACCUGGGGUUCUUGGAUGGAGACCUGUCUAAGAUCCAGUAUGGAGGAGCCAACGUGUCGGGCUUCCAGAUCGUGGACUUUGAUGAUCCAGUUGUGGCCAAGUUUGACCAGAGAUGGGAAGCGCUGGAGGAGAAGGAGUACCCAGGAGCCGACGCACGCAUCCGAUACACGUCGGCCCUCACCUUCGACGCGGUGCAUGUGAUGACGGAGGCCUUCCGCUUCCUUUACAAACAGCGGAUCGACAUGAACCGUCGUGGGAACACGGGCGACUGCCUGGCCAACCCCGCGGUGCCCUGGGCCCAGGGCGUGGAGAUCGAGCGCGCACUCAAACAGGUGCGGGUGGAUGGACUCACAGGGAACAUCCAGUUUGACCAGUACGGACGCAGGGUCAACUACUCAGUGACCAUCAUGGAGCUGAAGAACAAUGGCCCAGUCAAGAUCGGUUAUUGGAACGAGCUGGACAAGAUGGUGGUGACCAAGUCGGACCUGUACCCCAACGAGACCAUGGGCAUGGAGAACAAAACAGUGAUCGUCACCACCAUCCUGGAGGCUCCGUACGUCAUGCUGAAGAAGAACGCAGAGCUCUUCCAGGACAACGAGCGCUAUGAAGGGUACUGCGUGGACCUGGCUGCAGAGAUCGCCAAGCACUGUGGCAUCCGUUACCAGCUGCGCAUCGUGGGGGACGGCAAGUACGGGGCCCGCGACGCAGAGACCAAGAUCUGGAACGGGAUGGUGGGGGAGCUGGUCUACGGGAAAGCAGACAUCGCUAUUGCUCCCCUGACCAUCACACUGGUCCGAGAGGAGGUCAUCGACUUCUCCAAGCCCUUCAUGUCCCUGGGCAUCUCCAUCAUGAUCAAGAAGCCGCAGAAGUCCAAGCCGGGGGUCUUCUCCUUUUUGGACCCGCUGGCCUACGAGAUCUGGAUGUGCAUCGUGUUCGCGUACAUCGGAGUGAGCGUGGUGCUGUUCUUGGUAUCCCGCUUCAGCCCGUACGAGUGGACCCUGGAGGAACCGGAGGACGGAGCUCUGCCUCUCACCACCGAAUCCAACAACGAGUUCGGCAUCUUCAACUCACUCUGGUUCUCGCUGGGAGCCUUCAUGCGCCAGGGCUGCGACAUCUCCCCCAGGUCCCUCUCCGGGCGCAUCGUGGGCGGGGUCUGGUGGUUCUUCACUCUCAUCAUCAUCUCGUCGUACACGGCUAACCUGGCUGCCUUCCUCACGGUGGAGCGCAUGGUGUCUCCCAUCGAGAGUGCAGAGGACCUGGCCAAGCAGACCGAGAUCGCCUACGGGACCCUGGACUCAGGAUCCACCAAGGAAUUCUUUAGACGCUCAAAGAUUGCCCUGUUCGAUAAGAUGUGGCAGUACAUGAAGUCGGCUGAGCCCUCUGUGUUCGUGAAGAAGACCUCAGAGGGCGUGCAGCGCGUCCGAAAGUCCAAAGGGAAGUACGCCUACCUGCUGGAGUCCACCAUGAACGAGUACAUCGAGCAGCGGAAGCCCUGCGACACCAUGAAAGUGGGCGGGAACCUGGACUCCAAAGGCUACGGCAUCGCCACGCCCAAGGCAUCGCCAUUAAGAAACGCGGUGAACCUGGCGGUCUUAAAGUUGAACGAACAGGGUCUGCUGGACAAACUGAAAAACAAGUGGUGGUAUGACAAGGGCGAGUGCGGCAGCGGUGGAGGGGAGAGCAAGGAGAAAACCAGCGCUCUGUCGCUCAGUAACGUGGCCGGGGUCUUCUACAUCCUGGUGGGGGGACUGGGGCUGGCCAUGAUGGUGGCCCUGGUGGAGUUCUGCUACAAAAGUCGUGCGGAGGCCAAGAAAAUGAAAAUGAAGUUCACUGACGCCAUGCGCUCCAAAGCCCGCCUGUCCAUCACGGGCUCCACCGGUGAGAACGGCCGCGUCCCUGUGCCCUACCUGCGGCCCGGACUACCCAUGAGCCUCAGCAUGACGCACCUGUCCUGA
This is a messenger RNA of Knipowitschia caucasica, 3015 nucleotides long. The record is from the annotation of a GenBank genome assembly. Lineage: Eukaryota; Metazoa; Chordata; Actinopteri; Gobiiformes; Gobiidae.